CUCCAAAUCUACCUGCACCCAUCCUCUCAAAUCAAUCAAUCUUCCCAGUUCCUUCAUUUGCUGUCGGAGCUUCUUUGGGCCCUCCGCCACCCUCCUCCUUCCUCCAGAUCAUCCCCACCAAAGAAGAACCUAAUGGGAAGCAAAGCUCCGAAUUGGGCAGACCAGUGGGGAGCGGGUGGGUUCGGGAGUGAGGACGAGAAUGAGCAGGUGAAGAAGCGAAGCGGCAGCAGCAAGAUGGCCGAUGCGAAAGCAAAAGCAUCGGCGGGAAUGGACAAAGCCAAAGCGGCGGCAGUGGUGGGCGCUGACAAAGCCAAGGAAGCGGCAGUAGUGGGAGCCAUGAAACUCAAGAGCGGCACCUCCGCUGGUCUCAAAUGGGUCAAGAAUCAAUAUCAAAAGAGGGCUUCUUCCUCCAAGUGAACCUUCCCCAUUCUCUCCCUCCACCUUCCGACACUGUGAUUCCACCAUACCUAUAAUUUCAUCCUCCUCCGACUGUCUUUUGUUCUUUCUUAUAGCUUUUACUGGCCUUUCCAUAUGCACUAGAGAUCUAAUUUUGCUUCAGACUUUACUUGAACAUGAACGUAUUUUUUCUUAUUUUACCUGAAUACUUUGCAUUUCGAAUGUCAUAUCCUUGAUUAAUUAAUCUUUUAAUUCAAGUUGCAUCGGUAGCA
Molecule: messenger RNA, 668 nt
Organism: Neltuma alba
Lineage: Eukaryota; Viridiplantae; Streptophyta; Magnoliopsida; Fabales; Fabaceae
Exons: 2
Coding region: 133-417 (94 amino acids)
Source: RefSeq, a predicted model, not a curated record